AUGUCGGGGAACUCGCCUCACAUCAGCGUCGAGGGCUCAUCCGAAGCUGCCUCGCCAGCCACGCUCUUCAGGCAACCAUUGCUGACGGCGUCCGAGAGCGCCGAGCGCUCUGGCCAAGGACUCGGCCUCGAGCUUCAGUCAGAUCUCCACAGCAGCUCUGUGGUGAGCGGCGAUUCAAUCUCCAGGUUUCAUAGCGACACGAUCUCGUAUGAGGCGGAAGGCUCCUUGGAUCGUGACUCGGCCGGCGACGGUGGCCUGGACGACGGGGCUGCCCUUGGAUGUGACGAUGACGAGGACGGUGAUGGCGGCAGCGGGGAGCAGGACCAUGACGCCGGUGGCCAGCAACAGUCCUCCCUGAAAUCCGACUCGACGCCGAACGGUGCCUCCGCGCUCAAGAUGGGCCUCAUCGUCGAUCUCGAGCUCAUCGCACUCACCGACAAGGAGCGCCAUCUCCGGCUCGCCAGGGUCCUGAACAAGCGACACUCGCGAGUCUACAAUCACAUCCACCAGUUCUUCCGCAUCAACGUCGCCCUGCCUGACCAGGAGCCCUUCAUGAUCACCGUCGACAAGGACCAGACCAUCGAGUACCUGGCCAAGCAGAUUGAAGCCGAGUACGCUUUUCGGUUCUCGCCCGAGUACAGAUCCUAUUCGCAGCUCCCACAGCUCCCGCUGCUGCCGUCCUCCAAAGAGAACCCCAUUACUUCCUCCGAUGACCCCCAGCCCGCUCCCGACAUCGAGGCAACGGAUCCCAAGCACUCGAACUUUGCCCCCUUGUCGCAGCCAUUCCAUCGAUCUAUGCCCAAACUCGAGAUCUCAUCGCCGCGCGACAGCAGCGGCAGCACACCCGUCGCCAACGACCUGGGCUCCAGACACAGCGAGGCAAAACUCAUCCAAUCAAAGCCCGCAGACAUCAGCCACGACGAUUUGCUGAGUCAAAGGCCACUCGACCAUAGCUCGAGAGCCUCGACCCCGCUGGAGAUCAGCCAAGUUUAUGUUGACUCUGGAAUGCUGGCGCUCCGAUUCACCGAUAAGAUCGGGGAAGUCCUCUGCUUCAAUGACACGGUCUCGAUCAUCAAUACGUUCGAGGCAUUCUCUCCGCGAAGACGCAUCACACGCUCCCAAAAGGACACCAACGCCGCCAAGUCCCAGCCGAACUUGCUCACCCGGCCCGUCGAUAAGCAGCAUAGGUCCCAGAGAUCCACCGAGAGUAUGCAAAAAUCCAGGGAGAGCAUGCAAAAGUCCAGCACCGAAAGCUCCAGCAACCUCGGUCUCUCGAACGCAUCGACCCCGCACAAGACCUCGAACCAGAGCCUGAGCGCCCCGCGGAGCAGCAACCGCGUGCGCAACUUUUCGCUCAUUCCCAAUCCAACUCUCGACGACCGCUUCCAGGCGGUGCUCCACAGCAAGCUCUUCCUGCAGUACUUUGCCGAGUUCUGUGCCGAGCAAUAUGCCAUCGAGAAUCUCCUCUUCUGGCUCGAGGUGGAGAUUUUCCAGUCGUGCGAGUCGGUCGAGAACAUACACACCUAUGCCAAGUUCAUCUACCACACCUUCAUUGCCCUCGACGCCCCACUGAAAGUCAACAUCUCGUCAGAGAUCCAGAAGGACGUGCAGUGGCCACUGCCGACCCCGCCCGACACUGUGGACCUGAGCAUUUUCGACGAAGCGCAGGAACAGGUGUACGCCAUGCUCAAAGCGCACUCUUUUGUUCGAUUCGAAGCCAGUCAAAAGUACAUCCAGAUGUUGGAUGCCCGCAACAUAGACCGAGCCGCCUACAACUCUGGCAAGAUCAAGGGCUUCUACGGCAAGUACUACAUACCCAACAUCGAGUUUGCUGCGAACAUGGUCGGCCUGUCCGAGGAAGGCGUCUCCAAAAUCGACCUUGGCUCGUCUGGACCGCAGCAACGAGAAAGCAUCAUGAACCGGAUCCUUCACAUGCGCUUCCAGAACUCUGUUCAAGUCGCCGAGGACUACUUCAACGAGAUCCACCGUCUCUCGUGGGCUCAGAAACAGGUCAAGAUGAUGAAGGAGAAGAAGCUCUCGCGGUUCUUUGGCAUGCGGCCAUCCAACGACCAGCUGCACCAUCAAACCCCAAAGAAGGCGGUCGAGAGCCGGCUCAAGUACGAGAAGCGCGACAGCAUCAUGGAGUCUCCCGAGAUGUCCUCCCCGCCGGCACUGGCGCCCGAAAACGACUCCCACAUCCGACGAAAGAAGAAGGAGAAGCUCGAAACCUUUUUCGGCAACAAGCUCCCGCGCAACCAGAAAAGGGUCCAAAAGAUUGUCAAGGACGUCGGCGAUGGAAGCGUCGAUGCCCAAAGCGAGGAUGGCGAUGGCGGCUCGAGCGAGGGUGUCUCGGACGAUAACCGCGGCUCGGACGAGUCAUCCGACAGCAGCGAGUGCGAGAUGGCUCUGCCCGCCGGCCCAACUCUAAACGAGCUCGAUGCAUCGCAGCGCAGGAUCCUGACCAAGAGGGCUAAGAAGAUCAAGAACAUGUUUGGCGAGUCCCUCAAGGAGACUACCGUGCAGGAAGCCAUCACCCAGCCCGUAAUUGACCAGCGGAGCAAAGUAUACAUCGAGACUGCUCCUUCUCCCACGACCACCUCCCCUGCAGUGACCGAUCAGAGCCCGGUUUCGAGUCCUCUGCGACUGAUGGUCCCUGGCCUUGGCCAAGGGGGGCGAACCAUCAGCACCGACUCGAUAGCAACAGUCGGAGCAGCCGCCAUCAGCGCCACCCACUCCGUAUCAACCGAAAACCUCUCUCUGGAAACAAAAGAGAUCAAGAAGAAGCGGCUCGACAAGCUCUCGGCCUUCCUCGGAGAGCGCAUCGACACGAACCGCAUCGAAGAGGCUCAGGCCAGCGCCGCCAGCAUCCCAAAAAGCACCAUUCUCCGACCUUUGACGCACCAGGAAAAGAAGCAGUAUCAGAAAAAGUCGAGCAAGCUGGAACGGAUCCUCGGGGCGCUGCCGCCUGUCGACAUGCUUUCCAAGGAUGCGGCUCCAGUGUCGUCGACACUGUCGAGGCCCUCGCAGAGUCCGCUGACCGAGAGUGGGCUGAAGCUGCGGCAGCAAAUCGUGCGAAUUUCAUUAGCUCUCCAAGGGUCCAGUGAUAUCAGCGCACUCUUCAGCCAGCUCGACGACGCAGCAGACGAAGACCGCUCGCCAUAUAACAGCGACGCCGACACUGAUGGCUCUACCGAUCGGCUCCGAGGCAACACAAGCAGCCGUUCGUCGCUGGCCGGAUCGCCCGCCGCCCAUACUGUCGCGGAGGUCAAGGGCAGCCGCCAGCGCAAGGUCAAGAAGCUACGUCGUAUCUUUGGCGAAACCCUCGAUUUUGAGACCUUGUUCUUGAAAGAGCUCGAGCAGGCCAUUGUCGACCACGCCGCCACGGAGGAGGAGAGCAACUUCCUGAAGGAAGACGUUGAGAAUCUGCGCCAACUGGUCCGCAAACUCUCUCGAAACCAAUCGUCUUUAGAUCCGAAAAAGUCCAGCUCCCAGCUCGCAACCGAUUCGCCCAAGUUGUCGCGCAUGGCCUCUCCAAGAGCCUCGCACACAGGAUCACCAAGAAUCUCACGCACGGCUCGUUCCGAUAAAUGACAGGGUCCCUCCCCAGAGAUGAUGAGGAUGGAUCGAGAGAGCCUGUUGCUUGGGCCGGUAGUCGCCGCUUCUCUGGAACUUGAAUAUACAUAUGCACAUCAUACUCGGCCGAUGAGAUAUUGACCACAGAGAUGCUGAAGUGUCCCAUUCGAACAGCGCUGUUUCGCACCAGGGCCGGCAUGCCGCCAAUCACCUGGCCCGGUUCGGCUCGGCUGCCU
Messenger RNA from Polychytrium aggregatum, 3809 nucleotides. RefSeq lists its product as uncharacterized. Lineage: Eukaryota; Fungi; Chytridiomycota; Chytridiomycetes; Polychytriales. The transcript is spliced from 3 exons. The record is from RefSeq and is a predicted model, not a curated record. Bases 1 to 3591 code for a protein of 1196 amino acids.